This is a messenger RNA of Chrysemys picta bellii (western painted turtle), 2765 nucleotides long. The record is from RefSeq and is a predicted model, not a curated record. NCBI's taxonomy places the organism in Eukaryota, Metazoa, Chordata, Testudines, Emydidae.
GCCGGCGGCGCGCUCUAUACCCCCCCAUAGAGGGGCUGCGGCUCCCCAGAGCGGCUCAGGCGGCGGUCAUGGCGAGGCGGCUGGUGCUGUUCGACCUGGGCGGGGUGCUCUUCACCCCCAGCCCGCUGGGCGCCUUCGGCCGCUACGAGGCGUCGCUGCACCUGCCCAGGAACUUUUUGCAAAAUGUCAUCGUUGGAGCAGGCCCCGAUGGUCCCUAUGCCAGAGCGAUGAGAGGGGAGAUCGCCUUAUCUCAGAUGGUUUCGGAGCUGGAAGAGGAUUGCAAGAAGUUUGCUGCCUCCUCGGGGGCUCCUCUCCCGGAGACGUUCUCCGUAGCACAGGUCUUUGAGGAUUUUACGACACAAGGAAAGCUCAAUACUGCUGUUCUACAAGCUGCUGUAACUCUCAGGAACAAUGGGUUCAGGACGUGUGUGCUCACAAAUAACUGGAUAGAUGACGGCCCUCAGAGACACAUCACGGCUCUCGUGCUCUCUCUGCUGAGGAGGCAUUUUGAUCUGGUGAUCGAAUCUUGCCACGUUGGUCUGAAGAAGCCGGACCCUCGAAUUUACGAGUACGCGCUGGGCGUGCUGAAGGCGAAACCACAGGAGGUUAUUUUCCUGGAUGACAUCGACGCUAACUUAAAGCCAGCCCGGGAAAUGGGAAUAGCCACCAUCCUGGUCAAGGACACGGAUGCUGCCCUGAAAGAACUGCAGGACCUGUGUGGAAUUCAGGUAUCUAGGUUCAGGUCAAAUUCAGCCCAGGUCCAGAUCACUCCUGGCUUUGCAAAACGAAACUCAGAUAAGAUGAGGCUGCCCAACACUAAAAAUGCCCUAAUUUUGCCCAUCUCCGUUAAAGACAGAGGGUCAAAUUGUGCUCCUGGAGUCCAGCUGCAUUUUGUCGAGAUGGGGAAUGGCCCAGUGGUGUGCCUCUGCCAUGGCUUCCCUGAAUCCUGGUUCUCCUGGAGGUACCAGGUAAUGCCAAGCCGGGCCAAUGGCUGGCAGCGGGGCUGUCUGUGUAUCCUCCACCUCUGUGGCAUUUCCCAAGCAGUGUUCAUCGGCCAUGACUGGGGCGGAGCUGUGGUGUGGAACAUGUCCCUCUUUUACCCAGAGCGAGUGAGGGCAGUGGCUGGACUGAACACGCCCUACAGACCAGCGGACCCCAAAGUGGAUAUCAUGGAGACGAUCAAAGCCCGUCCUGUGUUCGACUAUCAGCUUUAUUUCCAGGAGCCGGGUGUUGCUGAGCUCGAGCUGGAGAAGGACCUGAGCAGGACGUUUAGGAUCAUGAUCCGAUCCAUCAGGAAGGAGGACCAGCUGCCUGUUCCACUCAACGCCACCAGCGUCCGGGAGCGAGGAGGGCUUCUGGUUGGCAUGCCAGAAGACCCACCUCCAAGCCAGAUCCUAGCGGGAGCGGAUCUCCAGUACUUCAUCCGGCAGUUUAAAAAGUCUGGCUUCAGGACACCAUUGAACUGGUACCGGAACAUGCGAGCCAACUGGCUGUGGCGCCUGUCUGCAAAAGACAGGAAGAUCCUGGUCCCGGCUUUGAUGGUUACUGCCGGGAAGGACUUUGUUCUCCAUCCUAAUCUGAGUAAAGGCAUGGAGGAGUGGAUUCCCCAGCUGACCUGGGGCCACAUUGAAGAGUGCGGACACUGGACGCAGAUGGAAAGGCCAGCUGCUCUGAAUAAGAUCCUCAUCAAGUGGCUGGAGGAUGUUCACGACAAUUCUUUGCUGCAGAAGAUUUCAAAACUCUGAGUUUGCCCUUGGAAGAUUUCAGCCUCCAACUUCCUGCUUGCUGCUUGUGUGUCGGUGUGGGCCCUGCCAGUAUCACACACCUGAUAAGCUGGGUUUUGCCUCUGGGUUUUGGUUUUCAAGCUAGUCACUGGGAAAGGUGGGGUAGCCGGGGCUCAGCUAGCCACAUCAAGCCGGAUAACUGCCUUUCUUUGCACUGGCGUCGGAAUGCAAGCGUCUCAGCAAGGGAUUGUAGCAUCACGCUCUGAUUUGGGGCAGUUCUCCUGCAUGUGUUGUGAUGCAAGACACCGACGUUUCCUAGGAAAUGAGGAGGCCAAAUCAAAGUCUCAAAGUUGUAGGGAGCAGUAAACCGAGCGUCGUCGUCUAUUUAGCAAAUAAUGUAAACUACAGAAAAAUAGAAUGGGGGGGAAAUUCCCUGGCUAGGAAGCGGCUGAACAUUUCAAUCUAGGAUACAGGGUUUAGAGGGGACGGGUGACUUCCCAAGUGCCUCCUGCAUCUACAGCUGAUUCCGUUAUUAAUAAUACUGAACCACUCAUCUGAAAUCCUGUGAAUAUUUUGUAGGGUUAAGCGUCCACCUCUGGCAUUCAAACUCCCCGCUCUGGGUUUGGUUUGGCUCGGCCCCCAAACCAGAAAGGCCUGUUUUCUAGUUCAGACACGGCCAAUAGCUUUGCGACAAGAGAUGAGUGGAGGAGUUUUUGUCCCAUGAAAGCAGCUAGCGCCCCCUGCUGUCCACUGUUCAGAUUGGAGACCAGUGAUGUCAGUACUGACUUGGCCUCGUGCCCAAACCUUGAACCUGGCCAGCAGCUAGUCAAGUCCUAAGCACUGCCUUGCUUGUGAUCAGGGUUUAUUUUCAUUGCGAUUGAGGCUUUUGUUGUCAGUUUAAGCUGUACAUUGAGGGUUUAAUACGGGCUUUGCUGGAUACUAAUAGCUCUUUUAUGCUGCUUUGAAAACUUGCUUCUGCUUUUGUUAUUUCAAGCGUCUUUUGUAACCCAGCAACCGAAAUAAAUCCCAGAAUUGAUCUCA